Dermacentor albipictus is the source of this 1878-nucleotide messenger RNA. RefSeq names its product probable serine carboxypeptidase CPVL. NCBI's taxonomy places the organism in Eukaryota, Metazoa, Arthropoda, Arachnida, Ixodida, Ixodidae. Gene Ontology annotation, biological process: proteolysis. The record is from RefSeq and is a predicted model, not a curated record. Gene Ontology annotation, molecular function: serine-type carboxypeptidase activity.
GUCGCCCACAGCGCACAAAUACGAAACCAUUAAUGCUUCCACCUUGCUUCUGUGCGUUAAGCUGUCGGAAAUGCAACUGAGUUUUCGCUAAUGCACUGUGCUCCAAUCAUCCUGGAUUGAAUCAUGUGGAUUGAAGACGUGUGUAGUAGUUGGCUGCCAAAAUAGUGACUGGCAUAUUAUAGGAAUGGAAUUAAUCUGUGGAGCCUAGUUCGUGGACCGUUGCUGCGACUGUGUGUACGUGUUACCGGCACUUUCUUCGAGGAUACAGAAAUUUGCUCAUCCGCCAGCGUUGUAUCGCUAACCUUCAAAGAAAGUGCUUCAGCCGCCCCGGAACGUUGGCAACAUGACGUUGACGCGCACGCUGACGGCCACCUCGGCGAAGUCGGUGGCCCGCUGUUCCUGACGCCGCUUAUCAACGCGGGCUCGCUGGACAAGGCGCGACACCUGAGCCGCGUAGGCCCCCUGCUGGGCGACGCCGAGGCCACCGAGCUCUUCCCCAGUUACGCGGGCUUUCUCACCGUCAACAAAGAGCUGUCGAGCAACAUCUUUUUCUGGUUCUUUCCUGCCAAGGAGAAACCUAACAUGGCCCCCGUGAUUCUGUGGCUUCAGGGAGGUCCGGGCGGUUCCUCUAUGUUCGGGCUGUUCCUGGAGCACGGGCCGUACCAGGUUGUCGAGGGUGGCUCCAUUAGGCUGCGAAACACCACGUGGGCGCAACGCUGCUCGAUGCUGUACGUGGACAACCCGGUGGGCGCUGGUUUCAGCUUCACUUGGAACGACAACGGCUACGCCCGGGACCAGCGCCACGUGGCACGUGACCUGCACGAGGCCCUGCAGCAAUUCUUCACGCUUUUUCCUCGGUUCGCCACAAACGAUUUUUACGUCGCGGGCGAGUCGUACGCAGGUAAAUACGUCACAGCUGUCGCGCACCUCAUCGCCACGACCCUUUACUCGCGAGUGCACAUCAAGCUACGAGGGAUCGCCGUCGGCAAUGCCUGGCUAGACCCGGAGACGAUGCUGGGCUACGCGCAGUUCCUGUACCACGUCGGUCUGGUGGACCGAAGGCAGGCGGACCACAUCCAGCGGGGAACUGAGAGGGCGAUCGUUCUCGCCAGGCAUGGCCGAUUCGUGGACGCUUUCAGCAUAAUGGACCACCUGCUGGAAGGCUUCGAGGCGGCCACUUCCUACUUCAAGAACGUCAGUGGCAUCGUCACGCCAUACAACUUCUUGCAGGGCGAAGAGCGGAUGCGACGUGACAUAGAACUGUACAGGUCGUUGGUGGCGACGUCCGAAUUCAGGAGGGCCGUGCACGUAGGCAACGUGGCGUUCAACAGCGGCCGCGAAGUGGCUUCGCAUCUCCUGGCCGACGUCAUGCGCUCCGUGAAGCCCUCGUUCGUCUCGCUUCUCGAGAGGGACUGCCGGGUGCUCGUCUACAGCGGCCAGCUGGACGCGGUCGUCCCGCACUCGCUCGCGGCCAACUUCCUCGGCAGCCUGCAGUGGUCGGGGUCGGAGUCCUUCGACGCCGCCCGCCGCAGGGUGUGGAGGGCGCUCGGCGGCUCCGGCGUGGCCGGCUACGUCAAGAGAGCCGGCAACCUGUUCCAAGUGGUGGUCGUGGGCGCGGGACACUUUGUGGCGUACGAUCAGCCGGAAGCGGCACUCGACAUGAUGUCGAGGUUCAUAAACGGCAAUUCUUUUGAGUAGCACGCAACAGCCUGGGAAGGGACGCCGCGCGCGCUUGACAUUUGUAGAGUGCUCAUUUCGUUUAUUUGACCUUAAGGACCCGUAGGCAUUACAUAAGGCAUUAUGCAAUUUGUACCUAUAUUUCAGCAUAUAUUUAUCAUAUAUUUCUAUGCUCGUAGCAAUACAUGCUGCUAUUGAAUG